AUGGCUAUCGAAAAUGAAGAGCACUUUGAAAGCAUCAGCAGCGAAUCGUACGGUCAAUCUAUUCCUCCAUCCCGUACGGCCAUUUUACAUUUAACAAAGCAAAUCAUGCCCAAGCAACCGAUCCCUGGAGUGACAGAUACCAUGUUUUUAUCCGAACAAGAAGUAUAUGAAAUUGUCCAGCAAUAUAUGCAAAACGACACUUUGAAACAGCUUGAGUAUCGUGGUUUUACUUGGGGCAAUAUCAACCACACCCAUCAAUUUCGUGUCAUGCUCAAAGCAAUACAUUCAAACAUUUAUACGAUUGGAUAUGCAAGAAAAAGCCCAACGCCGGAAACGUUGUCCGCAAAGAGAAAAACAGUCAACCUUCAGAUUUACAAGCUCAAGACAAGGCUCUUGUGCGAAGAUGUGUUUGCAUCGAUUGAUGUGUCGGCUUUCGAUCCGAUAGCUUCGCGUGAUUAUGAACGUCCAGAGCUGAAUCUCGAUUAUUAUAGUGGGGACACGCAAACCAUAAGACAAAAAAUAACGAAGUCAGAACGCAAGGUCAGACUCGUGACGACCGAUUACCGUGGCCUGACGACUAACAUUGGUGAUCUGCACCAUUUUUUCUGA
Molecule: messenger RNA, 609 nt
Organism: Rhizopus microsporus ATCC 52813
Lineage: Eukaryota; Fungi; Mucoromycota; Mucoromycetes; Mucorales; Rhizopodaceae
Exons: 2
Coding region: 1-609 (202 amino acids)
Source: RefSeq, a predicted model, not a curated record